This is a messenger RNA of Homarus americanus (American lobster), 6829 nucleotides long. RefSeq lists its product as uncharacterized. NCBI's taxonomy places the organism in Eukaryota, Metazoa, Arthropoda, Malacostraca, Decapoda, Nephropidae. Bases 361 to 1464 code for a protein of 367 amino acids. The transcript is spliced from 3 exons. The record is from RefSeq and is a predicted model, not a curated record.
ACUACUUGUUCUCCUCAGCAUUCUGCGCCACUCUACCUGAGACGCACGGUCCCUACACCAGUGCGAGCCGGGCUGUGGGUGUGUGUAGUGGCGGGGGCGUGUGUGGUAGCGUGGGCAUGCGUAGGCGUGGCGGCAACACCCCAGAACUUCCCCGAGGCCUCCGAGGACAACCACUUCAUCUUCAAAGCUGAUGGGACAUAUUCCUUUUCCUACGAUACUGGUUCAGGAGACCACCAAAGCUUCAGGAUCGAGACGCGGGACUCAGCAGGUCGUGUGUCUGGCCGCUUUGGUUAUGUUGAUCCAGAUGGUGUGUUGCGUAUAACAGAGUACCAGGCCGAUACUGAGGGAUACCGGGCAAAUAUGGAGAUCUACCACCUAGUGAGUUGGUCCCCUCACUCCCCACUACUAGUUGGACCUCUGCCACAGCACCCUACACAACUCCAGGAUCUACCCAAAUUGAGAGAGAGACCCCAGCAGACUUCCAGUGAACCUGUCGGACCUUCUCUCUUUUUCCCACCCCAGAGGCCAGUCCUCAUCAUAGGGCCACUCCCCAAGCCACUCCAGCCUGCAAGGAACCAGCGAGAUCAAAUGGCACCGGACCUAACUGAAGAGUCAUUACUGGGAGUGUCUCCAGAUAAUCUCAUGCCUUUUCCAUCAUCCGAAUUCUUGCAAGGCCCUGCAAUACAGGACCUGUCACAAAUUCAACCACCUGAGGUCUUACAAGAUGAAAUUUUAAAUACCAUUCUGCAAAGCACACUUGAAGAUGUACUCCAGGAGUCGGUGACACCGGUACUGAAUAAUCCUGAUCUUAAUAUUACCUUAGAGCUCUUUAAUGAAACUUUGCAAGGUAUAGAUUUGCAAACAGAAUUACCACAGCCUACUCUAGAAGAUGAUUAUCAAGAUCUGCAGCAAGGCCUAAGACAAACUGUCAUGCAAAUUGCUGUUCCAGAAACCACUGGACAGCCUGAAGGGUUUACCUCAACACCUCUCAUGGUAUUAUCUCUUACUGACAAUACUUCAACAAGUCUAGCAAGUGAUAAUGUAAAUAGUUCAACUGUAACCAUCUUGCAACAGCCAACUUACAACAUUAGUUUCAAUGCAUUUUCACAAGUAUUAUCCGAAAAUUCUAGGGAAAAUCUUACAGAAAAAAGACAAAAUAAUUCUCAAACUACAUUUUCCACAGUAAAAAGUGAAACCACAACACAAAUACCAUCAACAACAAUAACAAAUACAACAACUAUAUCCCAGAGUAGUGUACCAAGUACAUCACUUCCUGUGUCUUCGUCAGGUCGUGGCACCUCCCGGACUGACCAGGAGAAUGACACUGCCCAGUCAGCCACCUUUUUUGUUGACAAAUUACCCCCAGUACCUCCCCUCACUUACCUACCAGUGGGAGACAAAAGAUACGACAUACCCAUAGAUGUCUUUUCGCAGCUUCCACAAGAGUUUAUCCCAUUUGUUUGAGACAAAAGAGAAGUGUACUGUGUGGUUCUCAACACUCGGUGCUUUAUUUGAGAUUAUUCAUAAGAAUGAGGAUGCUAGUACUGAGUUCUUGAAAAAUUUAUAGAACAUUAAUUUUAUUUAAUCAAGUUAUAUCCUAUUUUGCCUUAAAGGGAGAAGAACCAAGGAGCUAUACACGUAAUUUAUAACAGUAAGACAGUUUUUUGGUAAGGGUUUGGCCUCAAGUAAAAAUUUUCUGUUUGCUGCCACAGCAGUAGAUCAGUCAACCUUGCCUGGAAACUGAGGCUAUACAGAGCAUCCCAGUACAAAUGGUUCAAGAUAUAGCUAGAUGUUACAAGUUCCUGUGUUCACCUCCCAUAGGUGUGUAUAGAAGGAUCUGAAGUGUCCUUAUCCUAGCUAGUCAAUCCCCAGAGAUACAGUGGUACUGAGUCUUUGAGUUAUAGUCAUAAUAACUGGUGAUGCCUUUGGCUAUCGUGUACAGUAAAUUUAAGUUGGGGUAUCAUACAAAGUUAGGAUUGUACUUAUACAAAAUUUGACUGUAGUCAUACAACAAAGCAGAAUUAUAGUUUUACUAAGUAAUGAAUAUAGUAACCAUGUCUGUAAUGUGGAUCACAUAUUUUUGUUACCUUUAUGGGAAUCAUAAUAAAAGAACCUGGUUAUCGUUACCCUCCCUCACCUGGGAAUUAUAGUUGCUCUCACCUUACUAAGGAAUGACAGUUACCCUCCCUUGCCAUUACCUUCCUUGUCCGAGGAGUUAUAGUUACCCUCCCUUACAAUUGGAAUUACUGUAUACAGUUACUCUCAUUCAACUAGGGAGUUAUAGUUAACCUCCCUUACCAUGGGAAUUACUGUAUACAGUAGUGCAGCUACUUUCCCUCAACUAGGGAGUUAUAGUUAACCUACCUUACCCAGCCUCAGGGAGUUAUACUGCAGUUACCCUCCUUUGACUAGGGAGGUAUAGUUACAGUCCCUUGCAUAGGGAGGUAUAGUUACAGUCCCUUGCAUAGGGAGUUACAGUUACCCUGAGUAAUCACUGUGUUAAUGGUUCAGACAGUCUACACAUGAAUUCUAAGGACAUAACUAUUAUUGUUCAGCCAAUGUGUGCUGCUCUUGUAACCUCUUUUAUGGUGAUUUGGGUCAGCUUCAGGCAAUGUGAGUCUGCAUCAUUUUUGUUUUAUCUGUAGACAUAUAAUAAUUCUAAAAUAUGACAAGCAUAAACCUCAGGCACUAAGUGGGGAUAUGUCAUACACAUUGUUGAGCCAUAUCAAUUAAGAGAUCACUGUACUUCAAGUUUAAUAUGUGACAAGUUUUGAGUAGUAUACUUCUAGUUUGAAGAAAAUUUUCGACAAUUUUAUCACUUAAAACUAACUUUGUUAUACUGCCCAUUAAUGUGGUCACUAAUCCUAAGGGGGUACAUAACUUAUUAUUUAACCUAAGGUCGCUGCCACCAGACCACAUGGACAGUAUGUUUGGUUUUGUUUAGGUAGGUAGCUGGCAGAGCAAGCUAGGCACUGUGAGUUCGUGUUUUUCAUUAAUCAAAUCGAGAGUGGAAGGAAGGGUGAAACACUGAACAAGACUUAACUAAUUUAUUUACUAAUAAAAAUAUAUUGCAUUCAGUCACAAUACAAAAAUAUAUGACCUUUCACAAGCAAUUAUCAAGGUCACUACACCACACACAAAAUACCCGACCUUCUCUAUAUAAUUAAUUAAGGUGUUCUCUCAUCAUACCAAAUCAUUGACCUCCUUACCUAGGUCAGUCUUUCCUACGAUAUCACCCAAAAAUACUCACUAGCACCAACAUAUUAUAUAUAGCACCAAAUACACUCCACACAUGCAGGUACUGAGCUCCUUUUAUAGCACCAAGGUACACAUGACAGGUACCCAUUUCACACACUAUUCCUGUGUGGUAGAUUAGAUCCUUCCCAGGCAUUCAUACCAGGACUGUUUCUGAGUCCGGUAUCAUGAGGUUGCUUAGCCACGACCGCGAAACUCCUCAAAUGACACGAUCAUUUUCUCCUAUCCUGGGUGUUGAUAUGUGGGAUGUCCAGGGUUCAUAGGGGAGGUUGCAUAGUGGCCAUCAGCGUUGCCCACAACAACACGUGGGUUCCUCACAGUAGAACAGUGGUUGCUGGGCCAAGCAUUUCCUCCGACCAGCACUGGUCUCCCUCCGCUCAUAGGCGGGUACACCUGUGUGUGUAAGAGAUGAUGCCUGACUGAGAAUAAUGCCUGAUGGGCUUUUGUAUUACCUAACAUCAUUACAAAAUCUAUUAAUUCAUUUAUUAUAAUAAUAACACUAGGCAAGGCUUUAAGAUGUACAGAAUAUAAAAUGCUAGAUAAGCCUCUUUAAGUACUCUGGUGUAGUACCAGCUGGAGUGCACUGACUUGUGUGUGUGUGUAAGAGACGACGCCUGACUGAGGGCAAUACUUGGCGUCACACUGAAUAGGCCUAAGGCUGCCAAUGCUUAAAUUUUCACUUUCUUCUGGCCCCCACACAAACACUUUCCUAUACCCAGUAUAUUGUGACUUUAUGCCUUAUAAUUACAUACCUUAUUUCUAAAUUACAUACUACAGUAAGUGUCUGGUUUGUCAGUUUCUGGGGAAAUUACUUUGGCUAUCUCAUUAAUUCAAAACUGUAGUCGCGGGCGGUUCAGGCGCCAUUGUGAACAAAGGCCUAGGUUCUUGGCUUGGGUAUUUCUACUUCACUUUAUUCCCUAUGUAUGGGUCAUUCCCGCACACUUUCUUAAGAUUCUCGAAUCAUUGCACUAUUCGUGGUUACAGUAUUCGUGACAUGGGGUAAUGGAUGUGUAUUAAGCUCACACCGAGGUACAUAAGAUAUUUUCCUUGGAGUAUAGUUUAUGGGUCAAUCCCAACACUUCAUGUAUGUCUGAUACAUUUAUCCUUUUUCCAGAUCAUUGUUCUCACAUAUUUUCAUCUAACACCCGAGGUAGCUAUGUUUACUAAUGGUACAUAGACAUAAAUACCAUGACCUUCAGAUACAGUAUACACACAGUUACACUUAUUCACUAUAGUACACUAGUCUGUAUCAAGUGGACCUUCCCAAUCAUCAUAUAGAUACCUUGAGUUCUCCCCUAAUACUAUCAGUACACACACUUAAUAUUAUAUUCCUGUACAUUGGUACAAUUCGUGUAAAACAACAUACAGCAUGCGAAUUACCCCUUCCAAAAGUUUACCGUUUUCUGUGACACUAUCCACUAGCGAGGUAAGUUUGAAUGUGAUGCAGCUUUAAUAUGAAUCACAAGAGAUUAUAGAGACCAGUACAAAUGUACACAGUACAUUGUGUUCAUAAAUAAACAAUAUACAGUCCGGUAUAUCAGGUCUUAAUUACAGAAAAGAUUACAGAGAGUCUCCCUGUCGUUCAGAACAAUAGCUUAGCAUUUUUGAGACACCCAGAGAAGCCAUUACCUGCAGUCUAGCAGUAUGAAAUACUCAUACAACACAUAACUGACUUAUGAGAGUUUAUGUGGAACUAAGCAAAUACCUGUAUUCAAAAUACUGUACUGUACACCACUGUUGAUCAGAUUUCUUAUGUAGUGGAGACCUAAAAAGAGAAUAAUUGAGAAGUGACAUUCUAAACAUUUAGGGACAAUCCACAUGUAUAAGGGUGAGCAUUAAACCAAACAAAACUUAAUAAGAUACAUUUACUAUAUUUAUGACUGCAAGCUAUUGAUGCAUUCUAUAAAAUCUUGAUUAUAAUGAACUUAAAGUUUUUUCAUAUAAAUGGUUUAAUAAAACUCCUGAUCAGAUGUAUAAUUACUCAUCUUGAGUUGUCUUUAAAGUAAAAUCAUAUUCACCUUAGAUGAUUUUUUUUUGUUAAUGAAUUUAAGUUGAGGAACAGACAGAUUAGUGUGGAAGUGUCUGAAAGUCACCAAUAUAUUUGUGUCACGAAUCAUCAAGUACAGUAUGGUACUCAUGAUGUCAGUUCUAUCAACAAAAAUACUACCUAUAAUUGACAGUUUAAACAUGAUGAUGAUAUGUGAGCUGAAGUUGAAGAGAACAUAUUUAUUGUGAUAGAUGGAUGUGAACAUGAUGUAUUGCAGCAUGUAUUGCAGCAUGCUAGUAAAGCAUCAUCUCUUAGUAAGAAAUACAACUACAUGAAAUCUAAAAACUCUCUCCACACACACACACAUACUGUUAUGUAAUUACCUGCAACACACUACAAACUGGUUCUGUGUGAGUAACCAAGCUAUAUUAAUCUGAAUAUAAUAUUAACUGAAAUAUGUCCUUUGUGGGUCAGCAGUUGUACAAGUAAAUGUUCUUUGGUGUAACUAAAAUAGAAGAAAAGAACAAAAAUUAUCAAAAUAAAUACAACAUAAGUGGAAAAUAAAAAACUCAAGAGAAGUUGGGAAUACCGAGAGUGUGAUGAUUAAGUUUAAUACAAACUAAGGGAAGAAUUCGGAAAGACAAUCAAAUAUGGAUUUGAUAAAAGGUAAAUUAUAAAUUAAUGUAAACAAUACUACCAUGACCAUACUGUAAUGUAUAUGUCUGAGGGGAUACAGUCAAACUAAACUUGCUCACUAGAUGCUGAGUAAGAAUCAGACAGCAUUGUGUCACAGGGCUUUAAGAUGAAUUCACUUACAUCAGCUGCUUUUUUUUUGUUUCAAUAAAUACCCAGUAACUGUAUACGGUAGAAGCCACAGAUAUACUGACCAUGGAAAUGAGUCUACAGUAAAAUCCCAGUUAUCAGGCACCUAUGGGAAUUGAGAGGUGCCGGAUAAAGUUUUUCAGGUUAGUUGAAACUCACUCUUAGGAUCCCCCAAUAAAUCCUUCAAUGGGAUAUGUUACAAGCCAGUCCCCAAACACACAUAUAACACCGAAAAAAAUCCUAUACUCAUAAAAUCAAUAGAAAACAACACAAACAACACUCACCACAUCAUGAAGAACAAGCCGUGUCAUCAUCACAAGCUCCCUUCAAGGCUAAGGGUUUCUUGGUAGGUGGAGUGGAGACUCCACCUACACAGAUCACAUGUUCACAAAAACAGAGGCAAAGCACUUUACAGUCCCCCCCAAAACAGAAAAUAUCACUUCACAGUCACCAAAACACAGUUCAAUAUAAAUGUUUGUGCUGUCGUCUCACUAUAACAAAAACAAAAACAAAAAACACCAAUGAUAAGUACAAUGUACGGUCUCUCAAAAAACCCUAAUAUAUAUCUCAACCAUUUUUCCCAUAUAAAUUAAUGUAAUAAGGGGGGAUGUGUUCCUGUACUAAGCUGUGACAAAAAUAAUUGUAACAUCAAAAUACUGAAGAUAAAAGCAAUAAAACCUAAAGGUACAUAAACAGAGUUGUUAAUUGUUGUUUGUGGGAAUAUUAAUUCAUUCACUCUAGUAAUGAUACAAUGUUUAUUAUGUU